Messenger RNA from Salvelinus fontinalis (brook trout), 13537 nucleotides. RefSeq names its product protein sidekick-2-like. The coding region runs from base 77 to 6607 and encodes 2176 amino acids. Lineage: Eukaryota; Metazoa; Chordata; Actinopteri; Salmoniformes; Salmonidae. Gene Ontology annotation, molecular function: protein binding. The transcript has 45 exons. The record is from RefSeq and is a predicted model, not a curated record.
CGUGCCGCCCUACUUUAAGACGGAGCCGGUGAGGAGCCAGUUGCACCUGGAGCGUAACAGGCUGGUGUUGACAUGUAUGGCAGAGGGGAGCUGGCCCCUGGAGUUCAAAUGGAUCCACAAUGGCACUGAGCUCACACGCUUCUCACAGGAGUACAGGUACUUGAUUCCCUCCCUGGACCGUUCCCAUGCUGGCUUCUACCAAUGUAUCAUCAGGAACCGUGUAGGAGCAUUACUACAGAGGAGGACUGAAGUGCAGGUUGCAUUUAUGGGCGGUUUUGAGGAGGGUGAGCGCGCCCAGUCGAUCUCUCAGGGGGAGGGGGCAGUGGUUCCCGCUCCACGCAUCAGGAGCUUUCCCCAGCCGCAGGUCACAUGGUUCAGAGACGGACGCAAGAUACCGCCCAGCAGCCGCAUAGCCAUUACUCUGGACAACACUCUGGUCAUCCUGUCCACAGUGGCCCCUGAUGCUGGACGUUACUACGUACAGGCUGUCAACGACAAGAACGGUGAAAACAAGACCAGCCAACCCAUAACCCUUUCUGUCGACAAUGUUGGUGGUCCUGCAGACCCCAUCGCCCCCACCAUAAUCAUCCCCCCAACAAACACCAGUGUAGUGUCAGGCACGUCUGAAGUCACCAUGGAGUGUAUCGCAAACGCAAGACCGCUGAUCAAACUCAGCAUCACAUGGAGGAAGAACAGGAUUCUGGUCACCAGUGGUCUGAGUGACUUCAACCGCAGACUGACCAUUAUUGGCCCUGUAGUCAGUGACUCAGGGUUCUAUGAGUGUGAGGUGGUCCUCCGCAGCAGCAGUGUGCCUUCUGUCAACGCUGGGGCCUACCUACAUGUUCAAGAGCCUCCCCAGUUUGUGAAGGAACCAGAGAAACACAUCACUGCUGAAAUGGAGAAAAUUGUGGAUAUCCCCUGUCAGGCACGAGGUGUGCCUCAACCAGACAUUGUGUGGUAUAAGGAUGCAGUGCCCAUCAGCCCAGUGAAAACCCCCAGGUAUAGGGUGUUAGUGGGGGGCAGUUUGCAGGUCAACGGCCUUCUUCCUGACGACACAGGGAUGUUCCAAUGCUUUGCACGGAACCUGGCAGGAGAGGUGCAGACCAACACCUACCUGGCUGUCACUAGCAUUGCCCCUAACAUCACAGCUGGACCAUCUGACAGCACGGUGAUUGACGGCAUGUCAGUCAUUCUCCACUGUGAAACAUCAGGAGCACCAAGACCAGCUAUCACCUGGCAGAAAGGUGAGCGUGUUCUGGCCAGUGGUUCUGUUCAGCUACCCAGGUUCACCUUGCUGGAGUCAGGCAGCCUGCUCAUCUCCCCAUCCCACAUAUCAGACGCUGGCACCUACACCUGCAUGGCCAGCAACUCCCGGGGCAUAGACGAGGCUGCUGCUGACCUUGUGGUGUGGGCUCGCACCCGUAUCAACACCCCCCCUCAGGACCAGAGUGUCAUCAAAGGCACCAAGGCCACUGUGACCUGUGGAGUUACACACGACCCCAGUGUCACCGUCAGGUAUGUGUGGGAGAAGGAGGGCUUGGUCAUCAACGCCCAGUCUAUCCCCCGUAUCCGGCUGGACCCGGAUGGUACCCUCCACAUCUCCCAGACCUGGUCAGGUGACAUCGGGACCUACACCUGUAGGGUUAUGUCGGUAGGAGGCAACGACUCACGCAGUGCACACCUCCGAGUCAGGCAGCUGUCCUAUGCUCCAGAGAACCCUGCAGCCCUGCUAAGUUCUUCAGAAAAGAGGGCCAUUAACCUGACCUGGGCCAAGCCCUUCGAUGGGAACAGCCCCCUACUUCACUACAUCCUGGAGGUCUCUGAGAACAACGCUCCCUGGGCUAUCCUCCUGGCCAACAUAGAGCCUGAGUCGACAGCGGUGACAGUCAGUGGACUCAUCCCAGCACGCUCCUACCAGUUCCGCCUGUGUGCCGUCAACGACGUGGGCAAGGGCCAGUUCAGCAAGGAGACUGACCGUGUAUCUCUACCAGAGGAACCUCCCAGUGCCCCUCCCCAGAAUGUGAUCGCCAGCGGCCGCACCAACCAGUCCAUCAUGAUCCAGUGGCAGCCCCCACCAGAGAGCCACCAGAACGGGGUUCUCAGGGGCUACAGCGUCCGGUAUCGUCUAACAGGUCUUCCGGUGGACUACCAGAGUAAGAACAUCUCCAAACCAGACGUUACCAACAUUCUCCUGGAGGACCUGAUCAUCUGGACCAACUACGAGAUAGAGGUGGCAGCCUACAACAGGGCGGGGCUAGGAACCUUCAGCCACAAGGUCACUGAGUGGACGCUGCAGGGAGUGCCGACUAUAGCCCCCAGUAAAGUUCAGGUAGAGGCCGUCAACUCCACGACCAUCCGUAUCACCUGGGCCGCCCCUAACCCUCAGUUCAUCAACGGGAUCAACCAGGGAUACAAGCUGUUGGCAUGGGAGCCAGGUCAGGAAGAGGAGGUCACCAUGGUUACAGUGAGACCUAACUUCCAGGACAGUGUGCAUGUGGGCUAUGUGACGGGGCUGAAGAAGUUCACAGAGUACUACAGCUCUGUGCUGUGUUUCACUACGCCGGGAGACGGCCCCCGCAGCCCCGCUAACGGCCUGAGGACACAUGAAGACACUCCAGGGGCAGUGGGUGACCUGAGCUUUACAGAGAUCCUCGACACGUCUCUCAAAGUGAGCUGGAGAGAACCUGAAGAGAAGAACGGAGUCCUCACAGGGUACCGUAUCUCAUGGGAGGAGUUUAACCGCACCAACACACGGGUGACCCACUACCUCCCCAAUGUAACCCUGGAGUACCGCGUCACGGGGCUGACUGCCCUCACCACCUACACCAUCGAGGUGGCCAGCAUGACCUCCAAGGGCCAGGGAAAACUGUCCUCCUCCACAAUCUCUUCUGGGGUACCUCCAGAGCUGCCUGGUCCUCCCACCAACAUGGCCAUCUCCAACAUCGGCCCUCGAUCCAUCACUCUCCAGUUCAAACCCGGCUACGAUGGAAAGACCUCCAUCUCUCGCUGGCAGGUAGAGGCCCAGGUCAGUGUGAUAGGAGACAAUGAGGACUGGGUGAUUGUUCACCAGCUGCCCAACGAGCCUGAUGCCCGAUCCCUGGAGGUGCCAGGACUAAACCCAUACACAUUUUACAGGUUCCGUAUACGUCAGGUGAACAUUGUGGGGACUAGUCCUCCCAGUCAGCCCUCAAGGAAGAUCCAGACCUUGCAGGCUCGUCCAGAUAUGUUCCCCGCUAACGUCACCCUGCGCACGGCCAGCGAGACCAGUCUGUGGAUCCGAUGGGUGCCCCUACCAGAGUGGGAGUACAAUGGGGACCCAGAGGUGGUGGGAUACCGGGUCCAGUACUCCCGCACAGGCUCCCAGGGCAGGGCGCUGACCCAUGUGAUCGCUGACCGUCUGGAAAGGGAGUUCACCAUCGAGGACCUGGAGGAGUGGACAGAAUACGAUGUCAGGGUUCAGGCUCUCAACGGCAUCGGGGCCGGGCCCUGGAGCCAGCCUGUCCGAGGAAGGACCAGGGAGUCUGUCCCCUCCUGUGGCCCCACCAAUGUGUCAGCCUUUGCCACAACCUCCAGCAGUAUCCUGGUGCGCUGGUUUGAAGUACCAGAACCAGACCGGAAUGGACUGAUCUUGGGAUACAAGGUGUUGUAUAGGGAGAAGGACUCUGACUCAUCCCUCCAGUUGUGGACAGUGGAGGGGAACGCCAGCCACAGUGUCCAGCUGACUGGUCUGGGGAAAUACGUCCUCUAUGAGAUCCAGGUCCUGGCCUUCACCCGCAUCGGAGACGGCAUGCCCAGCUCACCACUCAUACUGGAGAGGACUCUGGACGACGUGCCCGGCCCUCCAGUGGGCAUCCUGUUCCCUGAGGUCCGGACCACCUCAAUGCGUCUCAUCUGGCAGUCCCCGUCCCAGCCUAAUGGUAUCAUCCUGGCCUAUCAGAUCACGUAUCGUCUGAACUCGACCAAUAGCAACACGGCCACAGUGGACGUGUUAAAACCGAGUGCUCGCCAGUACACGGUUACUGGCCUGAAACAAGAGUCAGUAUACGUGUUCCGCAUCACAGCCCAGACACGCAAGGGCUGGGGGGAGGCCGCAGAGGCACUGGUGAUCACCACAGAGAAGAGAGCUCGCCCUCAGCCCACCGGUCGUCCCAUGGUGCCCCAAGAGAAUGUUCAGGCCCGCAGCGUGUUGUUGUCAUGGGAACCAGGCAGCGACGGCCUCUCUAUGGUCCGCUACUACACCGUGCAGCUGAGAGAACUGCCUGAAAGCAACUGGACUGUCCACUCUGCCUCGGUCAACCACGAGUCCAGCUUCUACAUAGUUGGCAGGCUGAAGCCCUUCAUGUCCUACCAGUUUAGAGUGAAAGCCACCAACGACAUAGGAGACAGUGAAUACAGCGAGGAGAGUGAAGUUAUCACCACACUACAGGACGCCCCUGACGAAGCCCCCACAAUCCUCUCUGUCACACCACACACAACUACAUCCGUGCUGAUUCGCUGGCAGCCUCCGUCUGAGGAGAAGAUUAACGGUAUCCUCCUUGGUUUCCGGAUACGGUACCGGGAGCUCAUGUACGACCGCCUCCGCAGCUUCUCCGUACGCACCGCCAACAGCCCCUCCAAUACUUGGACCGAGCUCAACUCCCCCUACAGCGUGAGAAACCUGAGCGAGUCCUCUCUCACCCAGUAUGAGCUGGAUAACCUGAGCAAACACAAGCGCUAUGAGAUCAGGAUGAGUGUGUAUAACGCUGUGGGGGAGGGACCAACCAGCACACCACAGGAAGUGUUUGUAGGAGAGGCAGUACCCACCGCCCCACCUCAGAACGUGGUCAUCCAAUCAGCAACGGCCACCCAGCUGGACGUGACGUGGGAGCCUCCUCCAUUGGACACUCAGAACGGAGACAUCCAGGGAUACAAGGUGUACUUCUGGGAGAUCCAGCGCAAGAAUGAGACGGAGAGACUGCGCACCCUGUUCUUGCCAGAGGGAGGGGUCAAGCUGAAGAACCUGACUGGAUACACCACCUACAUGAUCAGUGUGGCCCUCUUCAACGCAGCAGGGGACGGGCCCCGAAGCCCCCCAACCAGGGGCCGUACACAACAGGCUGCCCCCAGCGCUCCCAGCUUCAUCCACUUCAGUGAGCUGACCACCACGUCGGUCAACGUGUCCUGGGGCGAGCCUACCUACCCCAACGGCAUCCUGGAGGGCUACCGGCUGGUCUACGAGCCCUGCACCCCUGUUGACGGCGUCAGUAAGAUAGUGACGGUGGACGUCAAAGGGGCCCCGUUCUGGAUGAAGAUCAAGGACCUGGCUGAUGGGGUGACCUACAACUUCCGGAUCCGGGCCAAGACGUUCACAUACGGGCCUGAGGUGGAGGCUAACAUCACCAUGGGGCCUGGGGAAGGAGCCCCGGGGCCCCCUGGAGAGCCUUUCAUCUCCCGGUACGGCUCAGCUCUUACCAUCCACUGGUCCAACGGUGACCCCGGGAGGUCGCCUAUCACACGCUACGUCAUCGAGGCCAGACCUUCAGAUGAGGGCUUGUGGGAUAUCUUGAUCAAGGACAUCCCAAAGGAAGUGAUGUCAUACGCCUUCAACAUGGACAUUCUGAAGCAAGGGGUUAGUUAUGACUUCCGGGUUAUUGGCGUGAACGACUAUGGCUACGGGUCUCCUAGUCCACCCUCAGCCUCCAUAUCUGCCAAAAAGGUGGCGCCAUUCUACGAGGAGUGGUGGUUCUUGGUGGUGGUGGCCCUGGUAGGUCUUAUCUUCAUCCUCCUUCUGGUCUUCAUCCUCAUCAUCAGAGGACAGAGCAAGAAGUACGCCAAGAAAUCUGACUCAGGGAACAACUCCAACUGUAAUGCCCUGACCCAUGGAGAUAUGGUCAGCCUGGACGAGGGACGCUUCCCCGCCCUGGAACUCAACAACCGACGGCUGUCCGUCAAGAACUCCUUCUGUCGUAAGAACGGUGUCUAUACCAGGUCUCCUCCUCGGCCCAGCCCAGGCAGUCUCAACUACUCUGAUGAGGAUUUGAGCACCACCAAGUACAACGAUCUGAUCCAGGCUGAGAACAGCAGCCUGACAGAGAAACCAUCUGAGAUAUCAGACUCUAAGGAGGCCCUGGUGUUCUCAUAUGGGACGGGUGGUCUGCGUGUGCUUCCACUGAACUGGGGCAGUGACAGUGAGUACGAAGUGGACCAGAACAGACAGAAGACACACUCCUUUGUGAGCCACUACAUCAGUGAUCCCACCUACUACAACUCCUGGCGCCGCCAGCAGAAGGGCAUCUCCCGGGCACAGGCCUACAACUACACAGAAUCAGAGUCGGGUGACCCGGAGCCCUGCGCCCCGUCACCACCCCUGCCCCCACUGCCACCCCAGCUCACCUCCACCACCCCUCCACCCCAGCCCCAGCCCCAUGGUCAACCCCAGGGCCUCACACCCCAGGGCCAGGGUAGUCUGUUCAGGCCUAAAGGCAGCCGGACUCCCACCCCCUCUCAGCAGCUCUCCAACUCCACCCCUCCCAGCCACUCCAACACUCUGUCCUACUGGCCCCCCAGCAGCCCCAGCCCAGCCCCUGGAUCUCGGGCCCCCAUCGCCGGGUUCUCCUCCUUCGUUUGAUUCCGAGAGGGAUCUGUGUUCCCUUCUGAAAACAAAAGCCACCCUGCUGCCCAACGUGUCUAGAGAGUAAAUACCCAACACAAAAGAAACCUUUGGAAUCCACCAUAUUGAUUUCUGUUUCUCCGGUUUUUCUUACUUGUUUUUCUUCUUUCCUUUUUAUUACUGAGUUGUGUUUUAAGCAUCAUACUGUACACAGACAGGACAGAAGUGACAUACUUUAUUCCAGUACAUUGUUUCUCUUGUGUGCGUGUGCUGGUAUAGUUUUAUUUCCAUUCUUUAACCCAGAGACAGUUGCUGAGAACAUGUUUCUGUUUGAUUGAUUUGCAUGAGUUUCAAUGUAUUGUUUAUUUUCUAUUUUUCAUUGUUACACUUCUACACACAUACAACAAGAGAAUAAUUUAGUUAGAUACUGUAAAAAGGCAAUAGUUUAUUGGAAAAAUAUAUCUACAAGACGAUAAGUGUCAUAGCGUCAAUCCACACUCAGAUAACAAGCACCAAUGAAACUGGGAUCCCAAAAUGGAGCCAUACAAGCGAGUGAAAUGAGUAGAGUUUGAAGGAUGGAAAGAGGAACAGGGUAUAGAAAAGACAAAGUAAUGAAAGUGAGAAGGAAGGUGGAGAUUGAGGCUGAAAUGAGCCCACUGGCAGUCUUUACAUGUCCAGUCCUGUCCAAUUAGGUCAAUUCAGUUUCUGGGUGUUAAUGUGAGAUAUGUUAGUGACCUCCCCCUAUUUAAGCUAUGGACCAUGAUCCUCAGCAGUUAUCUGGCCUGGCCUAUAGGGUACGCACUAUUGAGUCUGACAGCAUUUCGAUGUCACAUCUCUGUGCUGUACACCAAGUUCCUAGUUGCCUGCCUGCCUUGGCAGAUAUGGGAAAUGUACUGUAUGUCUGAAGUAAAAAUGCUGAUGUUGGUCUGCAAGUUCUUUGUGUCUUUUAGUGGAUCAGAUAUGCCAUGGUUGAUUAUAACUAGGGAUUAAAUUUUCCUGAAAAUGUUCCCUUACAAGCUCUUCUCAGGCAUCCCAGUGUUCCUGUUGAAAGCGGAAGUGCUAUUUAAAAGCAUAUAAUACCAGCGAAGGAAAUCUGACAUUAUUCUACCACUGAAAAAUAUACACAGGAAUCUAACAGUUUCUUGUUUUUGUUUCAUUUUAAUCAACUAAAAGUUCUCAGUCACCACACUAUUUCGUUGAUGUAAUUUAGUUUUAAUGUAGGCAUAUGAAGCACUGUUGGCCGACUUGUAGAAUAUCCGGAGGUUAUUACAGCCUAGUGAAAACUUCAUUCGUUUUAGCCUACCAUUGACGGAAAGCUUGUUGGUCCUUUCCUCUCACUAUCAUGGGAAUGAGGCCAAGUAGUGGUUGUUUUGACAACAGUUUAGUCAUUUAGCAGACUCUCUUAUCCAGAGGGACUUACAGGAGCAAUUAGGGUUAAGUGAAAUGCUCAAGGGCACAUCAGAUUUUUCACCUCGUCGGCUCGGGAUUCAAACCAGCAAUCUUUCAGUUACUGGCCCAAUGCUCUUAACCGGUAGAAUACCUGCCGCUUACUGUGUUGCCUUAGUCUUAGGGAAUGUAGUCUGAUGCUGCGCUAAACAAACAGAAAAGCAAAUGGCCGCAGUAGCGGACAUUCAGCACCAUGGUUUAUCAAUUCCCUGCAGAUCUUUAAAAUCCUGCUCUCACUUCUGUUAGUGUAACAUCAUGGAACAACGUUGCAAAUGUCUAUUUCCUUGAGUGCUUUUGCGGACACAAUGUAUCAGCCGUUUUGUUAACAGUGAAUAGCAGUUUAUAUUUUGGAGCCUCUGCCAGUGCCGCAAAGCUAGUUUGGAGAUUUGUGACCGUGAGAUUGAGAUUCAACGCAGUUAUGGUAAGCAAAGGUCACAUGUAGUCUGCUACAGUUUUAUGUUAGUCAACGAUGCCAGUUAAAAGGAAUCAAUUGGGGACUUGUGUUGAGUAGUCUGAAUUGGUAGGCCGCUAGCAUUGUGAUCAGUGGUCUAAUAUGUGGAUGAAGUCAGAGUUAAAAUCUGUUUAAUAUUUUUCCAUAGAAAUUAUAAAGUGCCUUUGGAAACUAUUCAGAUCCCUUGACUUUUUCCACAUUUUGGUAGGUUACAGCCUUAUUCUAAAAUUGAUUAAAUAGUUUUUUCCCCCUCAUUAAUCUAAACACAAUACCCCAUAAUGACAAAGCUAAAACAGGAUUUUAGAAUUUUUUGCGAAUGUAUUAAAAAUAAAAAACAGAAAUAUCGAAUUUACAUAAGUAUUCAGACCCUUUACUCCAUACUUUGUUGAAGCAUCUUUGGCAGCGAUAACAGCCUUGAGUCUUCUUGGGUAUGAUGCUACAAGGUUGGCACACCUGUAUUUGGGAAGUUUCUCCUAUUCUUCUCUGCAGAUCCUUUCAAGCUCUGUCAGGUUCGAUGGGGAGCGUUGCUGCACAGCUAUUUACAGGUCUCUCCAGAGAUGUUCAAUCGGGUUCACGUCCGGGCUCGGGCUGGUUCACUCACGGACAUUCAGAGACUUGUCCUGAAGCCACUCCUGCGUUGUGUUAGCUGUGUGCUUAGGGUUGUUGUCCUUUUGGAAAGUGAACCUUCGCACCAGCAGCAGGUUUUCAUAAAGGAUCUCUGUACAUUUCUCCGUUCAUCUUUGCCUCAAACCUGGCUAGUCUCCCAGUCCCAGCCGCUGAAAAACACCUCCACAGCAUGAUGCUGCCACCACCAUGCUUCACUGUAGCGAUCGUGGUAGGUUCCCUCCAGACGUGACGCUUGGCAUUCAUACCAAAGAGUUCAAUCUUGGUUUCAUCAAACCAGAGAUUCUUGUUUCUCAAGGUCUGAGAGUCUUUAGGUGCCUUUUGGCAAACUCCAAGCAGGCCUUCAUGUGCCUUUUACUGAGGAGUGGCUUCCGUCUGGCGACUCUACCAUAAAGGCCUGAUUGGUGGAGUGCUGCAGAGAUGGUUGUCUUUCUGGAAGGUUCUCUCAUCUCCACAGAGGAACUCUGGAGCUCUGUCAGAGUGACCAUCGGGUUCUUGGUCACCUCCCGACCAAGACCCUUCUCCCCGAUUGCUCAGUUUGGCCGGGCAGCCAGCUCUAGGAAGAGUCUUGUUGGUUCCAAACUUCUUCCAUUUAACAAUGAUGGAGGCCACUGUGUUCUUGGGGACCUUCAUGCUGCAGAAAUUCUUUGGUACGCUUCCCAAGAUAUGUGCCUUGAAACAAUCCUGUCUCGGAGCUCUACGGACAAAUCCUUCGACCUCAUGGCAUGGUUUUUGCUCUGACAUGCACUGUCGACUGUGGGACCUUAUAUAGACAGGUGUGCCUUUCCAAAUCACGUCCAAUCAAUUGAAUUUACCACAGGUGGACUCUCAUCAAGUUGCAGAAACAUCUCAAGGAUGAUUAAUGGAAACAGGAUGCACCUGAGCUCAAUUUCGAGUCUCAUAGCAAAGUGUCUAAAUACUUAUGUAAAUAAGGUAUUUCUGUUAGUUUUUUAAUACAUUUGCAAAAAUUUGGAAAAACCUGUUUUCGCUUUGUUUUAGUGGGGUAUUGUGUGUAGAUUGAUGAGGACAAUGUUUUAUUUAACACAUUUUAGAAUAAGGCUGUAACCUAACAAAAUGUGGAAAAAGUCAGUCUGAAUUUUUCCCGAAAGCACUGUAUAUUAUUGUUCCCGAUAUCCCGGCAUUUUUUUUUUUGUGGGGGGGGGGGGUCGCGGAUACUGGUGUUAAUUCCUAAUUAUAACGUAUAUUUGUACAGUGUAUUGAUCUGACACCACUAAAGAAGACUGUUUCAUGGGCCAUACCAGGGUCUGCGGCACAAAUGGUACCCUAUUCCCUAUAUAAUUCACUACUUUGACCAGAGUCUUAUGGGACUGGUCAAAACUAGUGCAAUAAAAGGAGAAUAGUGUACCAUUUGGGAUGCAUUCCAGGUCAUUACUCCUACAGAGGCUCAUCAGCCACUAUGAGCCUUCUACAGAUCUGACAGGUGCUGGGUGUGAAGACAUCUAAAAGCCGUUCCUAUACUGAUGAUCUAACCUAACCUGUGGCAUCACGACUCACUCACAACCCUCAUGAACACACUGUCACCGCACAUACCCGGUGGCCCACAACAACAUCUGUGACAUCAUCAUGCUUCCACAUCAAACUAUAAAGACUGGAAAUGAUAACACAGACAGCAUCUAAAGUGUUCUUUGAGUUCAUUGGUUCCCACAUGUGGGCACACAGAGAGAGGCAGGCUCAGACAUGGGGGCCAUUUAGAAAAACAGACGGAGAAUAUGCAUUUCCGCUGGUCUCCACAGAGUUCUCAAACCCAGAUUAGAUUCGAGCCAAUGUCUUAAGUAGCUGAACAUGUCAUUACUUCGACCUUGUGAAAGUGACAAACUGACACUUUUUUUCAUUUUGUAAAAAAACAACUUUAUAUAGAAGGAGUGCCUUUGAUUUUACGGCCUGCACAUGAGCUUAGCUAGCUAACAUUGCCAUGACAUCGCCUACAAGCGUGAUCUGGGAUUUCUAUUGGAGAAGCAGUUUCUGGAGCUCUUCAUCUAUCGGCUCUUUGGGGUCUCUCUCAUCUAGCUCAGGUGCUGCUCUCUGUCAGUGACAUCAUCAUGGGAAGUCUUUGAGCUUGUACAAAGAGAUGUCCUGGAAUGGAUUCACCUCUCAUGUUGUGUAACAAUGAUGGCGGUGAUGAUGAUGAGCGCACAAUGCAUGUGUGACUGACUAUGAGUCCUAUCUGAAUGAGACUUAUUGUCUGUGCUGACGUGUGAUGAUAAGACUUCUUCAACAUAAGCUUUAUACAUAGCAUCCCCUGUGUGUACAGGAUGCCCAGGCUAAGGCACUGCCCGCCUGGCGCCUGCCCUCCAUGGCAAGCUGAAAGGGCACGUACAUUUAAUUCCAGACUCAGUGGUCGUAGUCACAGUUUAAUCAUAAUUCCAAAAUUCUCAUCUGCUUUUAUCUCUGUGGGGUGAUUUUAAUGUACGCAAAUAAAAUAACCAUCAUUAUACUGAAUCUGAAUGGAUAUAUGAUCACGGUACAUUUCCAAAAUAAAGUUCUGGUACUGCAUACUGUAAAGGGUAUGGAAGGAGUGUGUGUAAGUGGGGGGUGUUGAUGUGAACAGAGAGUGGCUUUGAAAUUGUAUGACUGUAACCAUGGUAGCAUACACUGAGAUGGUGUUGACAGUAGACAGUGAAUGUGUAAUGAUGUAUAUAAUACAAUGUGUCAUGAUAAAUAACACAGCCAGCAACAUUUUACGUUUCUUUGAGUUCAAUGAUUCUCACAUGUGGGCAUACAGAAAGGAGCAGGCUCAAACACAAGAGCCAUUUUGAAAAACAGACAGAGAAUAAGCGCCUCUGCAUGUCUCAUCUGGCUCAGGUGCUGCUCUCUGUCAGUGACAUCAUCAUCGCGGGGAGGAAGCCUUUGAGCCGAAGCAAAGAGAUGAUGUCAUGGAAUGGAUUCAGAAAUGCACAAUGCAGUUGUGAUUGACUUUGAGUCCUAUCUGAAUAUGAGACUAUUGUCUGUGGUGACAAUUGAUGAUAACACUUCGUCGACAAAAGCUUUAGAGUGUCCACUGUGUGUCUGGAUACAAGACACUGUACAGGAUGCUCAGAAGAAGAAGAAGAGGGAGGGUAGGUAGGUAGGCACUGCCCGCCUGGCACCUGCCCUCCAUGACCAACUUAAAGGGCACAUACUGUACACAGCCACAGGCAGGACACAGGCACACUAGUACAGCCACAGGCAGGAUAUAGCCACAAACUAGUACAGCCACAGACAGGACACAGGCACAUGCUAUGUACAGCCACAUGCAGGACACAUCCACAUACUGGUUCAGCCACAGGCAGGACACAGCCACAUACUAGCACAGCCACAGGUAGGACACAGCAGCCACAGGAAAGACACAGCCACAUACUACUACAGCCACAGGCAGUACACAGCAGUCACAGGCAGGACACAGCCACAUACUAGUACAGCCACAGGCAGGACACAGCCACAUACUAGUACAGCCAUAUACUAGUACAGCCACAGGCAGGACACAGCCACAUACUAGUACAGCCACAGGCAGUACACAGCCACAUACUACUACAGCCACAGGCAGAACACAGCAGCCACAGGCAGGACACAGCCACAUACUAGCACAGCCACAGGCAAGAAACAGCAGCCACAGGCAGGACACAGCCACAUACUAGCACAGCCACAGGCAGGACACAGCAGCCACAGGAAAGACACAGCUACAUACUAUUACAGCCACAGGCAGAACACAGCAGCCACAGGCAGGACACAGCCACAUACUAGCACAGCCACAGGCAGGACACAGCAGCCACAGGAAAGACACAGCUACAUACUAUUACAGCCACAGGCAGGACACAGCAGCCACAGGCAGGACACAGCCACAUAAUAGUAGAGCCACAGACAGGACACAGCCACAUACUACCACAGCCACAGGCAGGACACAGCCAUAGACAGGACAUAUCCACAUACUAUUACAGCCACAGGCAGGACAUGGCAGCCACAGGCAGGACACAGCCACAUAAUAGCACAGCCACAGGCAGCACACAGCAGCCACAGGCAGGACACAGCCACAUAAUAGUAGAGCCACAGGCAGGACACAGCAGUCACAGGCAGAACACAGCCACAUACUAGUACAGCCACAGGCAAGACACAGCCAUAUACUAGUACAGCCAUAUACUAGUACAGCUACAGGCAGGACACAGUAGCCACAGGCAGGACACAGCCACAUACUAUUACAGCUACAGGCAGGACACAGUAGCCACAGGCAGGACACAGCCACAUACUAAUACAGCUACAGGCAGGACACAGUAGAAACAGGCAGGCCACAGGCAGGCCACAGCCAGGACACAGACACAUUUAAUUCCAGACUCAGUGGUGGUAGUCACAGUUUAAUCAGAAUUCCAAAAUUGUCAUGUGUUUUUUUCUCUGUGGGGUGAUUUCACUGUACGCAAAUAAAAUAACUAUCAUUA